GGCUCAGUUGGUUCAGAACUUCUCCUUCCUUCCAGCUCGCUCUCUCUCUCUCUCUCUCGCACAGAUUCUGUGUACUUCCGCAGACAGAGGUAGAGAGCGAUGAUGCUCACUGGAGAUAUUCCACCUAAUCAGACUAUAUACAUAAAGAAUCUGAACGAGAAGGUCAAGAAAGAAGAAUUGAAGAGAUCUCUUUAUGGCUUAUUCUCACAAUAUGGAAGAAUUCUGGAUGUUGUUGCGUUGAAAACUCCCAAGCUUAGAGGACAAGCAUGGGUUGUGUUUAGUGAAGUGACUGCUGCCAGUAAUGCAGUGCGACAGAUGCAAAACUUUCCGUUUUAUGAUAAACCAAUGCGGAUACAAUAUGCAAAAACAAAGUCAGAUUGUGUGGCUAAAGAAGAUGGAACCUUUGUUGCAAGAGACAAGAAAAAGAAGCAAGAGGAAAAAGCUGAAAGAAAGAGACGUGCUGAAGAAGCUAAGCAAACUGCUACUGCCAAUGGUACAAGAACUGACAUCAAUGGCGGCCCAACUGCUUCUUUUGGAAAGCCAGGCGCGCCUGAAGCUGCAGCCCCAAACAAUAUACUCUUUAUACAGAACUUGCCCCAUGAGACAACAAGUAUGAUGCUGCAAGUGCUUUUCCAACAAUAUCCCGGUUUCAGGGAAGUCCGGAUGAUUGAAGCAAAGCCAGGUAUCGCUUUUGUAGAAUUUGAAGAUGACGUGCAGUCAUCGGUUGCCAUGCAGGCCCUUCAGGGCUUCAAAAUCACUCCACAGAAUCCCAUGGCUAUCACUUUUGCCAAGAAGUAACCAAAAUCCACCUCUCCCUUAAUUGUCUGCAGAAACUGCUCAUUUGUCUGAUUUCAAGUUGAGGUAACUCGUAAUGCUCUCCCUCUAUAUAUAGAAUGAAUUGGGAGAGCAGUUUGUUUGAAAAAGUACAAAAAUGAUGGUUCGAUUGGACUGUCGAAAGGCAUUUGGGUAAUUGUGUUAUCAUUAAAAACAAAACAAUGGACUGAUCCAUUUGCGCCAAAA
Molecule: messenger RNA, 1020 nt
Organism: Diospyros lotus (date-plum)
Lineage: Eukaryota; Viridiplantae; Streptophyta; Magnoliopsida; Ericales; Ebenaceae
Product: U2 small nuclear ribonucleoprotein B''
Exons: 6
Coding region: 100-798 (232 amino acids)
Biological process (GO): mRNA splicing, via spliceosome
Cellular component (GO): U1 snRNP
Molecular function (GO): U1 snRNA binding
Source: RefSeq, a predicted model, not a curated record